UCUAUAAUAAACUUUGAUACCUUUGUUUAACAAAAAUGUCUCAUAUUGAGAUGAUUGAUCUUACAAACUCUUCUGAUUCAACAAUAACACCUUCCCAGAUCACUACUUUGCCCCAACUUGGUAUGCACAGUGGUAGCUCGGUUGCGAGGGUUCUACCACCGUUACCUAAACCAAACACCUUCCCAUUCCCAAAUGGAUCUAGGCUCAGGGUUCCAUGGUCACAACAAGAACAUGAUUUAUUUGUGAUGGGGCUUACUGAAUAUGGAAAAGGGAAAUGGAGCAAAAUAGCAAAGCACUAUGUAUGCAACAAGACACCACAACAAGUUCAAUGUUAUGCUCGUAACUUUUUCAAAUAUCUACCAGCUUCAUAUGUGGAUCGUUUUAAGAGAAAGAAACUAUCUUCAAAUACCAACAACUUUGUUUCUAGAAAAAACAAAGAAACUCUCGAUCUUUUUCCUAUGAAAGAUUAUAGAGAAGAACCUAGUACUUUCAUGAAUGUGCCUAGGGUUUCUACUAAUAAUGGAGAAGUUGAUUUGGAACUUCGCUUAAGUUUAUAUAAGUGAGGUUUGAAUAAUAUGUGUCAAACAUGGAUGGAUAAAUUAAGCUACAAAUUAGUAUAUCAUUAUAAUAAGUGGCUCCAUUUGCACUCCACCAUGGAUUACUUAUUUAAAUGUGUUUUAAAGUUUUUCUUCAUUUUAAUAAUGUUUGUUCAGUUGUGAUGUUAAAGUUUUUUAUUUAAUCGUGCAUGUUUUGUCUUAAAAAUUUGUACUCUAUCAUGGAUUAUUUAUUUAAAUGUGUUGGAAAUGUUUUGUUUCAAA
Lathyrus oleraceus (garden pea) is the source of this 818-nucleotide messenger RNA. Its product is annotated as transcription factor MYBS3. Gene Ontology annotation, molecular function: DNA binding. The record is from RefSeq and is a predicted model, not a curated record. NCBI's taxonomy places the organism in Eukaryota, Viridiplantae, Streptophyta, Magnoliopsida, Fabales, Fabaceae. The transcript is spliced from 3 exons. The coding region runs from base 36 to 563 and encodes 175 amino acids.